AUGGGCCUCAAAUGGAAUACGAAGGAUAGAAGGAAAGAAAUGUAUUUUAAUGAUGGAAUCAUAAAGAAAACUAAUCCAAAGAUUAAUAUAAAGGAGGCUCUUAGCGAGCGAACUACAGAACUAAGAUUGAGACAUUUGGAGCGACAGUGUUCCUUCGGCAAUUUAGUCCAAGACUGGCUUGAUGAAAAAAGACGGCUACAAAAGAACAAGAUUAUUGAAAAUGGAAUUUACAGUAGGUACCACCUCCCUAAGCCCUUCACAGAUUUACCAAAGAUGAAAACCUCUCAUGCAUAUAUGAGGAAAUGUAAUCUCAAGGUUGCGGACGAAAAGUUUCCAGCCAGAAAGGAAUUUUACAACAAAGAAGUUAAGAAGACUUGUAGGUCUCCAGUAUGCAUACCAGUUGCAAAUCAGCUCUACAAACUUCGUUACAAACACAGACCUCACUUCACCAGAUAUCCAAACUGA
Molecule: messenger RNA, 465 nt
Organism: Pocillopora verrucosa
Lineage: Eukaryota; Metazoa; Cnidaria; Anthozoa; Scleractinia; Pocilloporidae
Source: RefSeq, a predicted model, not a curated record